AAUCUCCAAGCAAAGAUUUCGGUCCAACUCUGGGUUUGAAAAAGUCCAGUUCCCUGGAGAGCCUACAGACGGCGGUGGCCGAGGUCAGGAAGAAUGAACUCCCCUUCCACCGGCCCCGGCCGCACAUGGUUCGAGGCCGCGGCUGCAAUGAGAGCUUCAGAGCAGCCAUUGACAAGUCUUACGAUGGACCUGAGGAAUUAGAAGCUGACGGUCUGUCUGAUAAGAGCUCUCACUCUGGUCAAGGAGCCCUGAAUUGUGAGUCUGCCCCUCAAGGGAACUCUGAGCUUGAGGACGCAGAAAAUAAAAUCAGGAAAGUCAAAAAAACGAAAGAGAAGGAGAAGAAGAAGGACAAGGGCAAACUGAAAGCCAAGGAGAAGAAGCAGAAAGAGGAAGGUGAAGAUCCGGAAAGAAAAGUAAAGAGGAAGGGAUUUGGCGCCAUGCUGAGAUUUGGAAAGAAGAAAGACGAUAAGGGUGGGAAGGCCGAGCAGAAAGGGCCCGUGAAGCGUGGCGGCCCGAGAGAAGAGGAGCUGGAGAAAAUGAAAGAAGAACGGGAACGGAUUGGAGCAAAACACCAGGAACUAAGGGAAAAGCAGUUAAGAGGUCUCGUUGAUUAUACUACCGGUACAGUGGGAUCACUGCAUGAUAUGGACGAUGAUGAAAUGGACCCCAAUUACGCCAGAGUGAACCACUUCCGGGAACCAUGUGCAUCAGCAAAUGUCUAUAGGUCUCCAUCUCCCCCUAGGCCUGGACCACUGGGUUUUCCUCGAGAUGGUCGUCCACUGUCUCCAGAGAGAGAUCACUUAGAGGGUCUGUAUGCCAAGGUCAACAAGCCAUACCAUCCGCCAGUGCCAGUUGACAGUGGCCGUCCCAUGAGCGGAAGUGCUGAACGCAUCCAGAAGUUGCGGAAGGAGUAUUAUCAGGCUCGGAGGGAAGGUUUUGCAUUAUAUGAGGACGACGAAGGAAGAACAAGGCCGUCUGAUUAUGACCUUCACUGGGUGUCUGGAAAGGGUCCAGAUGGGAACGCGCACAACCUCCGCUUUGAGGGGAUGGAGAGACAGUACGCAUCCUUACCCAGGGGUGGCACAGCCGAUCCUGUAGAUUAUCUGACAGCAGCACCUCGAGGACCCUACAAGGAGAGGGAGCUUUCGUAUUAUCCAGGGGCUCAUCCUGUGCAUCCUCCCAAAGGGAGCUAUCCCCGCCCCCCAGAUCUGAGGGUCGCAGAUCUCCGGUAUCCCCAGUACUACCCACCCCCACCAGCACCCCAGCACAAAGGACCCUUCCGACAAGAUGUUCCGCCUUCACCCCCUCAGCACCACAGAGUGCCAGCCUAUCAGGAAAUGGGCAGACCAGGGCCCCGAGGGGGCAGCCCAGACCAGUACCCCUACCGAACCCAGGAUCCCCGGCAGAAGAACCCCAUGACCGCAGCCGUGUAGCUGGGUGCCACCGAGCUCAGCGCAGCCCAGAAAGGAAGAUAUCUACCAUCACCUUGGCCCUUCCCUAAGGCCUUCUUCCUGCUGAGAAUUCUCCAUGGUAGAGAGUAGGUUUCUCCUCACUGAGGUUGUAGCAUCUGACUGCUCAUCAGAGAGAAAAGGAAAGACGAGAGUUUGGAGGGGACAAAUGAGGAGGAAGAGGAAGGAUGGAGCCAUAAAAACAAUAGUGUCUGGUAUCUGAAAUUCUUUCAGAAUUCAAUGAGUGGCAUUUGAAUAGACAAAUAACAAUGGAGAUGUAUUAUGUUGUGUCUCCCAGCCAGAUAACCUGUGCACGCACAUCCCCCAGAAUUGGCAGCAUGGAGGCAGUCUCUGCCCUGGAUGGUCAUCCAUUCAGAAGCUAAGCUUCAGCCGCCUUGUUAGUGUUAAGCCUGAAGAGUGACUGCAAAUAUGGGCAUCUGAAGUGGGUAAUAUUUUCAGCGAGAAAAAGAACAGCAAACAUAACUUGUGAUCUCCUUGAAAUGUUUUAUACCCAGAGUAAGACUGCAUUUCUUUAUUUGUAGAAUUUCUCAGGUUCCUGGUACCAUUCAUUUGGUAUAGGCAUUUCACGUGUCCUCACUUUUUAUAUAAAAGAUGCGAAUGCAGUAUUAGUGUCCUGGGAAAAUGUGCACACCUAGCCGGAAUAUAUUCCAAGGACCAAGGUGAUCACGUUAAUAGGGCUGAGACUCCCAUGGCCCUCACCUUUCUUCCUCCCACGUCCCAGGCACCAUAGCGUGGAGAUACCUGGUUUCAGAGUCAUCCCCAAAUCUCCUGCCUAUAAUUAUUGUAACUGGGGCCUCCACUUGAAGAUACCCACUUGAGGGCUAAAAUGUACUUGAGGAAAAAGAAGGACCACUGAUUAGGUCACACAGGAAGCAAUGCCCUGGAGGUGCCAAUUCCAAACUCAGUGCCAAACAGUGCAAUCUGCGCCUGGGGACAUGGAGGGGCUGACUGUGGCCUUUGGAUAUUGAUAACCAGCAAGUAGUAGAUGGUGGUGAUUGACAGUGUGUGUGUAUGUGUGUGUGUGUGUGUGGAUAGGAAAGUGUGUGGUUACCAGUAUGGAGAAUGGAAGAUAAAAAUCCUUUCUGGAAAGUUUGAUGAGUAAGAAAAUAAUGAAAAAAAACAAACAAACAAACCCAGAAAGGAAGGGAGUAGAGGCAUAAAACUAAGUCAUUCUGUGUCUGCUAUAUUUCAUUAACAAAAGUCAGGGCAAGACCAAGGCCAAGGUCUCCAAUUGGGAAAUGAAAGUCUUACCGCUUUGAAAAGCUGAAACCCCAUCCUCCUAAACCCAUCACAAUUUCUUUGGAACUUUGCAGCUAUUUUCUACUUAUUUCAACAGAACACCUAACACAACCUGACCCAAAUGAGAAUUCAAACAAAAGACCAAGAAACAGUAAAACCUCAGAGCAGCAGUUUGAAUUGUUCGGUGACUCUUGAAAUGCUUUAAGCCUUUUCACAUUCCUUCUUCAUUCCCUCCCCAAAAUAAAAAAAAAGAAAGAAAGAAAGAAAUGUCUUGAGCUCAAUUUAGACAUAUUUUGGCCAAGCUUAGAAUACCUCUGACUGAUAGGAUUUAAUAAAUUAUAGUAUUAUUGAAUAUAUAGAGUGCCCAUCUAGCCGAGUUUAGCCUUGUUAUUUUUUAAUUUAAAAUAGAGUUCCGUUACCCAGAGUGAUGCAGCUGCUGGUUUUAGACUUAAAUAGUGUUAUUUACUGGACUUUGAGAGUUUGCUAAACUACAAUUUACUUAUGGUCCUCUUGAAAACAGACUGUCAAGUUGUUUUCUACCCUCUGGCAUCUCCCUUAAGCCAGGCCCCUUCCAAUGAUUUGCGAUGUGUGUGGAGGUCGAGGCCCCGCCCUGCUCACCUGGAGGUACAGUGCAAGUGAGCUAUAUAGGGUUUCCCUGCCAACAUGCUGAAUGCUACCUUCCCCUCAAUCUAAAUACACCUUCAAGAAGAAAAUGAUAAUGUGAGGGAAAUUUAACUUGUUUUGAAGCAUUACAAAUCUGCUCUCUAGCAUGGUCCAUCAUUUAACUAAAAUUCUAUGGACUACUGGUUGUAACCAAGCCAAAAGGCUCUUCUGGAUUAAGGCCAAGGCCACACAAGGGGUGACCAGGGCCAGUAGUGUAAAGGGAGAUAGUCUCUGUGUAUUGAAGGAGUGACCCUUCUCAGAAGAAUGCCCAUAUUUUCACCACAUUGCCACCUUGAGAGAACAAUACCUCCUAAAGACAGGCUCCGGGUCAGCUGCUCCCAGCGUGGUUUUGUUUUGUAUACACACACAGUCAAUAAAACAGUUGCUAAUCUUGAGGGGCAGCCAGUGAUGUGAAGGUACUAUUAAAGUGGACCACAAAAAGAUUACAGCCGUUCUUUUUUCUUGCUUGAAGUAUAA
Molecule: messenger RNA, 3848 nt
Organism: Hipposideros armiger (great roundleaf bat)
Lineage: Eukaryota; Metazoa; Chordata; Mammalia; Chiroptera; Hipposideridae
Gene: PARD3B
Product: par-3 family cell polarity regulator beta
Exons: 7
Biological process (GO): microtubule cytoskeleton organization; establishment of centrosome localization; establishment or maintenance of epithelial cell apical/basal polarity
Cellular component (GO): cell cortex; apical plasma membrane; adherens junction
Molecular function (GO): phosphatidylinositol binding
Source: RefSeq, a predicted model, not a curated record